Dicentrarchus labrax (European seabass) is the source of this 6970-nucleotide messenger RNA. RefSeq names its product probable ATP-dependent RNA helicase ddx6. The record is from RefSeq and is a predicted model, not a curated record. Gene Ontology annotation, biological process: cytoplasmic stress granule assembly; P-body assembly. Gene Ontology annotation, molecular function: RNA helicase activity; mRNA binding; ATP binding. NCBI's taxonomy places the organism in Eukaryota, Metazoa, Chordata, Actinopteri, Moronidae. Gene Ontology annotation, cellular component: P-body; cytoplasmic stress granule. Bases 1042 to 2511 code for a protein of 489 amino acids. The transcript is spliced from 13 exons.
CGAGGAAGAGCAGACGAAGAAGAGGGCGACCAUGUUGAUUUAAAGGAAGAAGAAACACAAUAGAGGCGAUUUAUUUCAAGUAAAAUUCAGAUAUUAAAGCGAAUUGUGAAGAAAGUAGCUGAUCGGCCGCACACCGAGCAUCCCUUGUGAAACAACAAACAACCUAAGGUGACAAGUUUGAGUUGUUGGCUGACUUUGAGGAGGCAGCGGGUUGAUCACGGCCACACUCGCACACUUCACGCACCGACCUGAAGACCUGUGGUGUCUGGGGAGAGAGGGUCGAACACCUGGAGGAGAGAGGAAACAGGAAACGUACACUGAGGACUCAAAAGGGGUGGAAAGCUUUUUGGCUUUGGACUAGAUAACCCCUUGUAUGAUUUGAUUUCAGGAUCCAGUUUUUCUCAAGCGUGGAGCGACACAUAUCCACACAGUGGAAAUAAACGGAGAGCAUUAUAGACUAUAUGAUUUUGGGGAAAGACUUGUACAAAGUUGGACAUCCUUUUUUUCAAGGACAGGGAUAUUGAGCAACUCUUAUGGACUCAAAGUGAAAACAGGAAAUAUUGUUCAAUUUAGAAACAGAAGUUUAAGUGUUGAACUAAGAUUAUAUUGAAGAAGCUGUUCCCCAAGUUCAGAUUGCCUUAGUUGUUCUAUUUCAGGACUUGAACCGCUUUGAUACUUGUUCACAUAUAAUUUUUCUAUAUUGUGGGCAAGUAUAUUCAUGCAUAUGAAUGCAAAUUUCUCUUCAUUUUGAAGAGCUCUUGUGUAUAAACGUGUUUCUUUUUUUUGUUGUUCUUGUACGUCAGUCACUCUGUUGUUGAAGGGGACCGAACUGCACGUACAUGUGUAUAUGUAAAUACCACAAAUUGACUUCUGUUGUGAAAGCUUUGGACUUAAGAAGAAUAGAGAAUAUUGUUUGUUAAUGCUUUAUUAAACUUUUUUACUUUUGAAGAGACUUUUUAAAAAGAAAAACCUAAGAGGCAAAAAUCUAAUACUUUGAAGAAAAAAAAAACAACAAAAACAAAAGCAAGCAAAACAGGAAAAAUGGCAACCGCCAGAACAGAAAACGUUGGCCCAGUCGUCAUGGGACUGAACAAGCAGAAUGGGCAGCUCAGAGGACAGACCAAACCAGCUUCAGUCCAGCCAGCACCCACAACUCAAGGAAAGGCUUUGGGAGCACCCCAGAUAGGAGGUGGUGCCUCUCAGGACGGAGGAGGCAUCAAGUUUGGAGAUGACUGGAAAAAGAGCCUAAAGCUCCCUCCCAAAGACAACAGGGUCAAAACCUCAGAUGUGACGUCCACUAAGGGGAAUGAAUUUGAAGAUUACUGUCUCAAAAGAGAACUCCUGAUGGGCAUCUUUGAGAUGGGUUGGGAGAAACCUUCCCCUAUCCAGGAGGAGAGCAUUCCCAUCGCCCUGUCUGGACGGGACAUUCUGGCUCGGGCUAAGAACGGAACAGGGAAAAGUGGAGCCUAUCUCAUCCCACUGCUGGAGAGAAUAGACCUGAAAAAGGACCACAUACAGGCACUUGUCAUGGUGCCCACCCGUGAGCUGGCACUACAGGUGAGCCAGAUCUCCAUCCAGAUCAGCAAACACCUGGGCGGAGUUAAAGUCAUGGCCACCACCGGGGGCACCAACCUGCGAGAUGACAUCAUGCGCCUGGAUGAGACCGUGCAUGUGGUCAUUGCCACCCCUGGUAGGAUCCUGGACUUGAUAAAGAAGGGAGUGGCAAAGGUGGAUAGAGUCCAGAUGAUGGUGAUGGAUGAGGCGGAUAAGCUGCUGUCUCAGGAUUUUGUGGUGCUCAUCGAGGAUAUCAUCAGCUUCCUGGCGAAGAACAGGCAGAUCCUGCUCUACUCUGCAACCUUCCCCAUCAGCGUGCAGAAGUUCAUGGCCAAGCACCUUCAGAAACCCUAUGAGAUAAACCUGAUGGAGGAACUGACUCUGAAGGGCAUUACUCAGUACUACGCCUACGUCACCGAGAGGCAGAAAGUCCACUGCCUCAACACGCUGUUCUCCAGGCUUCAGAUCAACCAGUCGAUUAUCUUCUGUAACUCCACUCAGAGGGUGGAGCUCUUGGCCAAGAAGAUCACUCAGCUGGGCUACUCCUGCUUCUACAUCCAUGCCAAGAUGAUGCAGGAAUAUAGAAACCGUGUGUUCCACGAUUUCAGAAAUGGGCUUUGCAGAAACCUGGUCUGCACUGAUCUCUUCACCAGAGGUAUUGACAUCCAGGCCGUCAAUGUCGUCAUCAACUUCGACUUCCCUAAGAAUGCUGAGACUUACCUCCAUCGUAUUGGAAGAUCAGGGAGGUUUGGUCACCUGGGCUUGGCCAUCAACCUGAUCACAUCAGAGGACAGAUUCAACCUGAAGGCCAUCGAAGACCAGCUGGUGACCGACAUCAAGCCCAUUCCAGGCAGCAUCGACAAGAGCCUGUACGUGGCCGAGUACCACUCGUCUGGCGCCGACUGUGACGUGGAGGAGGUUGAGGAGAAGCCAGGACACCACCAGGACAGCACCUAAAACAGGACGGCAGGACACACCGGGCUUUUGCACAGACAUCAGCGCUUGCGCACAGGCUUCAGGCAACUCUUCACUUUCACAUUUCUCACUCGUUUUCAGAGCCUGUCGAAUGGAUGUAAAGGCUGUUUUUAUUUUAUUUUUAUUUUGUUUUCGCCUUUCCUUUGCUUUUUUCCUCAAAGAGAGCUGCCUCAUUCUUUUUAUUUUAAUUAACUGAGAAAGUUGAACUAUAUUGUUUUGCACCAAACUCAGAACGGGCCAUGCAUCCUGCUUAUGAGCUUAGCGUAUUUUUUCCUAAAAUUUAUCUUGGUUAGACAGCACUGCAAGGGAGUAUCAAAACUGUUUUGAACCUGUCGUCCUAGGAGACUGUUUUCAUUGCCAGCAGCAAGGUUUGGUCUGUUUUUAAUGUUACAAUGGUGCACUUACACCAGCCAUCGUCACUUACACUGUUGUUGUCACUUAAGUGCCUUACUUACUCCCAUGUGCACUCAUCCAUUCAUAGCCUGCUGUCUUCUGUCAUGCAGCAGAGUACGAGCACAAACGAUAUGAAUUUAAUAGCAACCCGAGUUUAUUUAAACAUCCAUUAUGCAAGGGAAAACGACAACACACAUGCACACACACACAUACACACACACACACUCACUCUUCUGCUGAGAGAUGUGUUGGAACACGGCUCAAACUCUUUAAAAACCAUCCUGAAUGUGAACGUUUAUUUUAAAUGUGAACGUUGCAAUAAAAAAAAGGGCAGCUUUAUUUAAAUACUGCGUGACUGUUUUUCCCUUUUCACUAUGAAUAAUACAUGAGCGGAGUUAAUACGAGAAGACGGCUAAAGACACAAGCCCCCAUACGGAUUCAUGGAUGUUAGCCUGCAAACACACAAACGGCAUGGGAAACGAAAAGCAGCCUCAUGCUCUUACAUUAUGGCUGUUCUUUUUACAUUAAGAUAAAAUUAUAUUGGGCUGGUGAAUACUAUAAACCCAUCGACCACUGUACCUGGUGGAUGAAACGCUGGUUUCCUCUCCUGCACGCAGCUACGCACAGGACUAAUGCAUCAGAGACCGGUUCAGAACAGUUUUGAUUUUGCCAUUCCUAAGCUGAUAUGCACUUCAGGUCCAAAGAGUAAAAAUGUUUUUUAUAGAAGUUGGUGCAAAACAAUAGUUUGAAUAUUUUUUUUUUCUUUCCCCCAACUGCAUCAGAUUCAGUUACAUUGUGGAAAUAUUAGAUGGAAUUAAUUACAGGAGCAAAUCCUGAGGUUAAACUUUUGAAAUCUUCCCCCGUCAGGACAAGAAUUGAAGUUGGUGAAUGUACACUCUCUAUAGCCCAGUGGUUGAAUGCCCAGCUCUUGACAGCUGUCACUUGUAUUGCUGCUGUUGCAUUAGAAACUUCUUAUUAAAUGGAUUGACGGGACAGCAGCGUGACGCAACCCGCUCACCCUGUACAGGAUCACACUGACCCUCAAUUGAACUACGACUAAAAAUUAGGAAAAACUAAAUGUCAGAGUUUCUUUGUGCAGCAGCAGCGGUACCAUUUUAUUUUUGUUUGUUUUUCCCCCGACACAGCUAUGUUUUAUGAAUCUAAACAAAAAAAAGAAAUGUGAGGAUUAUCUUUGGUGAGGGGUGGGCUCUGUGUUUUGAAAGCGAAAUUGUAGCAUCUUUGAACAGGCAGCUGUGAGUUCUUUGUUUUUGUCCUCCCCUUACAAGAGCGUCAGUAAUGCUUAAAAAAAAAGACAUAAAAAAGAAAGUAUUUUUGCUUUUUAAGAUUUAUUUUUGAUGUUGCUUAAAGCAGUGUGAAGGGGGGGGACUGUAAGGCUUUAGCACUGGGUAACUUCUGGUUUAUUUUGGGUGGGUUUGCAGAAGCCAAGUGUUUUAUCGGAUGCUCUCUGGGCAUCUUGAAUCUUUCCUUCUCUCUGGUACUUAAAGCAAAGACAAAAGCUUUGAUUUAAAGUUUGUUUCCCCCCCAAAAAGUACGCGAAAUACCUGGUUUGCUUCGUGUUUUUAAGUGCCAGAGAGAGCGUUAAGUUAUACAGGAGAGAGUUCCUGGAACGCGUUGAAGCACUGUGAUCUUCUUGAACCCUGUUCCAUGUUUGUGUGACGGAUGAUCAGAGUGCUAUGAUUUGUUUUCAGCAACUCAAUCCAUUUUCCACUAGGGCAAUCUUUAAUACGAGGUGUUAUGAAUCAUUUUUGAGGAAACAAAAAUUGUAAAUGAUUCAUUGUUUACACUAGUCGUUUACAAUUAUACAAAAAAAAAAGAAAAUACUUUGCUUCAUGGUCGGUGGAAGAGGUCGAUUUUUAUUUUAUUUUCCUUUUUUAUUUUUUUCCUUGAAAUAGAUUUUCAGGAUUUACAUUGAAGCAAAACCAAAAAAGGAGAAUGUCGUGUGAGUGUAUGAGAGAGAGAGAUAAGGUGGGUGUUUGAGUGAGGAGUGUGUGAGUGUGUGUUUGAGUGAGAGAGAGAGAAAGGACAUGAGAUGUAUGUUUGAAGCUGACCGGCUGCGUUUUUGUUAAGAAUUAUUACGUUUACAUGCAGCUUCAACUAAACGCCCGUCAGUGGAUGUCUGGAUUAACAGAAAUCAGACCUCACACCAGUAACCGGAGAAAACCUGGGUUACUGGUGUGCAUGAUGGGUAAUUUGGAAUAAGAAACAAAGGAACUGACCUGUUGUCAGUUUGAGUCUGCAUGUAAGCGUAAUAGACUCGUCUAUUUUUUUUUUUUUUUUUUUUGUGCGUGUGUUCAUGUGGGUCUUGUGUUUUUUGUUGGCAGUGUACGAUGUCUUAAAUAAUCAGUAUGGAUGUUUACAGUCGUCAGGGAUGUGAUUUUUUUUUUUUUUUAUGCUCCUUCAUCUCCCGUUUCCUCCAGGAGUUCCAGUUUCUAAUGACAAAUUUCCACUUUUCAGUUUUUUGUUUUUUUUUAUGUUUUAUGUUGCUGAUCACAUCCCUGACAAUCAUUCCAUCAUCUCCUCUGUGAUCACACACACACACAUUUCCUGGCUGUGUUCAUUCACUAAAUAUCAGACAGCAGACUUUUGCCUGGAAUCGGCUCCCAAAAUGCUCAACAGCUUAAAAGAAAAACUACCUUCUUAUUCCAACUUUAUUUUUGUAGCUCCACUCACAUGUUGUAUCAGUUAUCCCGAGAAUAAGGCAACAUCGCUAAACAAUGGCUGCAAAGAGGCUCUUUGAGACUUAAAGCUUAACUUUGGAUAAGAACAGUUUAAUCAUCCACCAUAGAACUUGUCUGAAGCUGCAAAACUUGAGCUGUAUAAGCCGACGUUUUUCUUUUAAGCUGCAUUAAACUCGUUGCGUCUGCGGCCACAAAGGAGAUUCUGAUGAAUGCAGUUCUGAAUGUUGAGUUAUUCGGUUAAUUUUGUCAUCUGGUGUUGUCAUGACGUCUUUUUGUGUGUGUGUGUGUGUGUGCUCUCUCUGACCUGUGGAGUCAGGAGUGCUGAUAGGGGGGAGGGGAGGGAGGGAGGGAGGGAUAUUUGUUUAAAAACCUGUUCGAAAAGGGUAACUGUUAAAUACAUAAAAAGAGAUAAAUAAUUGGAAAGGGUGAGGAUUUGGGUACAAAAUGGACGGUUUUGGGAUUCUCCAAAUUCUAAAUUGAUGAAGGAAAAAAAAAUGUCAACACCUAAACUAGUAUUAAUGGCUGAACUACCCUUAAUAUUUCUACUGUGCAUAGCUAAAUUGAAUUGGAUCUCUUAAUUUGCUGCACUAAUGUAGACUCACCCACGCUUUCAGGUGAUUUCAGCCAGACUUUAAUGAUGAGCUCAGCAGAAUUGUUGUAGUAAGCUGAGGGUACAGUUACAACAGUAUUUCCCCCCUUUUGCAACACGGAUAGACAACAGUGGUGUUAAGACUAAUUGGCUCUCAAUUUAUUUUAGUUUCAAUGUAGCUGGGGAUAAAGUUGCAACAGUAUUUUUUUAUUUUUAUUACAACAUGGAUUGGAAGGAGUCGUGAUACAGUGAUUCAAAAUUGGCUUGAUUUAAAAAAUGUUGUUUCAGUUGAUCUGUCAUACGUAAAAGGUUAUGUUUCUUUUUCCGUAAACCCCCUCCUGUAGUCACAGUUUUUAUUAUUUGAGUUGUUCAGUCUUCUUUGUACUAAUUGGUACCUCGGUGGCCGUGCUUCUCCCAGAAACAGUUUAUCAGCCCCGCGUUCAAGUGAGUUGAAUCAUUUUGGACUUUAAUAGCCUAAAAAAAAAAAAAAAAAACCCUGGACUAUCCAUGUUUUAGGAUGUCAGUUUAUUUUCCUCCCUCACUGUCCCAUGAUUUCCUUUUAUCGUGUCAUUAGAAUAAAACUCAGUAAUGAUUGGGUGGUACUGCAAAAAUGUCAUUCUUUCAUUGUUUUGUUUCCCUUUUUUUUGUCUUUUCUUACGAAAUGCAUUGAAGAGGCACCAGACGUCUCAACGUCCUCUACUGUUGUAACGUGGAAAUACAUGCAGGGGUUAUAAAAUUCAAUAAAUUGAACUUAAAUUUA